GUUUGUUUGCUGCAAAUUUUCUGUAAACAUUACAAUUAAUGCAGAAACUUUAAUAAAUGGGAAUCACUUUAUUGCAUCCAAUAUCAAGUUAUGCCCUAAAAGACCAUGAAGUGUCCUUCUGCCUCAACGAGCCAGGUUAGAGUUCACAGGGCCGCCUAAAAUCCUUCAGAGGGCCAGAAACUGCCCCCGAGCCUCAGGUUGGACACCCCAGCUGUUCAGUACAUUUACAGGAUGAGAUGUAAAACAGGACAGGUUGACAGAAACAUGUUACUGGAUGGCUCUGUUGUUGAAGCGCGGCUCCUUUAAGGCGGCGGCCAUUUGUUUCUCCCUGCAGAUCAGCAAAGAGACGCUCACCUUCCAGGACAUCAUGAAGUGUUACCGCAGCCAGCCGCAGGCCAGCAGCCACGUGUACCGUAGUGUGUUGCUUCGUCACACUCCCAGAGAGCAGCCAGCCGAUGAAAACAUGGAGGUGGACUCCGUGUCUGGAGGAGAAUCAGAGAAAGCCAGUCAGCAGCCAGCAGGCAGACAUCCUGACCAAUCAGAGGAGGAGGAGCGUGGUGACCUCAUCCAGUUUUACAACAUGGUGUUUGUCCUGAAGAUGAAGAGCUUCGCUAUGCGCUACGCCACCGGCGACGCCCGGGCCGACGCUCCACCCCUCUCUCCGUUCCCGUCGGUCCGCGCUCAGCCUCUGUCGCCGCGACGCGUCAGUCAGAGACACUCGCUCUACGUUUCACCUCACAAGAACUCAGCAGGGAGUCUGACGCCGAACUCCUUCACCUACAGGAUCAACAGCAGCCCGUCCAAGGCAAACACACACACACACACACACACAAACACACAGUUCUCAGCAGAGGAUGCGCCUGAGAAUCAGCUGCCUUCUAAGAAAUGAAUCAGAAAAAUAAGAUUUUCGACAAAACGAGAAGAAAAGUACUUUUUUGGAAAAAGUCUUUACAUAUUUUUGUGCAUUUUUUCCCACUGUAUUUUUGGGACUAUAAGCUGCUACUUUUUCCCCACGGUUUGAACCAUGAGGCUUGCAGCGUGGUGCGGUUUUUUCUUCAACCACCAGGGGGCUCUUCAGCAGGAAGUGAACCACUGGAAGCGGUGGCGGCUGGUGGUGAUAUUUGAAGGGUGGGCAGCGUGGAAACAUACCAAAGACCAAGCUUACAUAGAGGCUCUGCAGUUGUCCGCAUUAAUUCCUCUGCAUUAAUUCCCCAACACUGAACACAAUCACACUGGUAAAAUUAAACAUGAUAAGAUAUAUUUUGAUAUAAAUGAGGCGUACCUUAUUUAAAGAGAAACUCACUCCAACGAAUUUUCUGCGAUGCAAAAAGGCUAAAUAAUCCACCUAGUUUAUGCUAAUAUUGCUCACCAUCGCUCCUUCUCAGUCUACACCAAACCACGCCCACACACUGGCGCUUGAGGAAAGUCCAUCCUGAUUGGUUGAAUCCUGUGGCAGUGGGCCGCACAGCGAGGGGGCGUGGCUAGACGCCUGUCAAUCACUCUGAGCCUGACAGUUAGCUGAAUGGGGCUGUUAGCCCUUCGGAAAGACCCGGGAUUUUCCCAGGCGGUUUGACACCAGGUUUGUUGAAAAUUUAACAAAAUGUGAUACAUUAUUUAUAAAAUUAAGUUAUUUUUAAGUUGUUUAUUUUAACAACUUUAUUGUAAAUGUCAGGGAGGGCUUAGCCCUGCUAGCCCACUUAUAGCAGCCGUCCCUGAUUGGAAGUCAAAAUUGGAAAUCAAAGAAGAAAGUCCUGAUUUUCAUUUAGAACAAACACAUGCUAGCAGCAAACACGCCAGAGAAAUGUUUCCAAACUCAUUCCCCCUCAUCAUGGAAACCACAGGACCGGGUUCAUAUGAUGAAGCUUUUAAGUUGAAGACUAUUGAUCAGAUCGAUAGUCGCUUCACAUCAGCUCGGCGUGAACGAAUCCAUAUCUAAAAUAUUUA
This is a messenger RNA of Poecilia latipinna (sailfin molly), 1944 nucleotides long. RefSeq names its product retinoblastoma-like 1 (p107) (gene rbl1). Gene Ontology annotation, biological process: cell differentiation; negative regulation of G1/S transition of mitotic cell cycle; regulation of transcription by RNA polymerase II. The record is from RefSeq and is a predicted model, not a curated record. The coding region runs from base 275 to 889 and encodes 204 amino acids. NCBI's taxonomy places the organism in Eukaryota, Metazoa, Chordata, Actinopteri, Cyprinodontiformes, Poeciliidae. The transcript has 4 exons. Gene Ontology annotation, molecular function: RNA polymerase II transcription regulatory region sequence-specific DNA binding. Gene Ontology annotation, cellular component: nucleus; transcription regulator complex; chromatin.